Eutrema salsugineum is the source of this 2244-nucleotide messenger RNA. RefSeq lists its product as uncharacterized. The coding region runs from base 63 to 2036 and encodes 657 amino acids. The transcript has 2 exons. The record is from RefSeq and is a predicted model, not a curated record. Lineage: Eukaryota; Viridiplantae; Streptophyta; Magnoliopsida; Brassicales; Brassicaceae.
UCGUUUUCUGUCCUGUCACACAGAUGAUUUUCAGAGAGAAAGCUUAAACCCUAAUUUCAGAGAUGGUGAUGAAGAAAGGGGAGCUAGUGUGGGUGAGCCUAAACUCUUCAGAUACAUGGAUUCCGGGUCGGAUUCUGGAUCCAUCGGAACCGUUUGGAAUUCUGGUUGCCUUCUUCGACCUAAUGAAACCGAGAUACGUUCCAAAACCCUGUAUCCGAGGCUUCGAGCGCCAUUUCGGAACUCUGGUCGCAGAUUCAUGGAGGUUCCGCCACUUUGUGAACCGAGCUCUGCGAGCCCAGUUUUGGAAUAUCUCGUUUGGGCUAUGGUGUUCUUGCCAGCCACCGAUUGAUUCGCCGGACUUCGACGGAGAAAAUUCUCUCCCUUGUUUCCCUCUCUCUUCGGAUUCGGCUCUCCGUUUUGUUCGGGAUAUGGCCAUUUCGCUACGGGUUCCUCUCCGGAGAUUAGCUGAGACCAACAAUUCGACCGCUCAAAUCCUUAGUUUUCGGCGAUACACUGUUGAUUUUAAGCGCUCCGAAUCUGUAUAUGAAGAAAUUAGAGAAAGUGCAAAGCUAAUAGAUAACACAGAAGAACCAAAUUGGUGUCGUGAUCCCUCCAACAAGAUGGACUGCAUCAAUCAGGGUUUUAUGUUUCCUGCAGACAUGGAAACGAAUAGAGAUUUGAGUAUAAGAGAUCAAUUGCCGAAGGAUAUACCUUGUUGUUCUUCUCCUUCUUCCGAGCAGCCUGUUGCUAAAGUAGUUCGGAUUUGCACAUGGAGUACGGGGAACCCUCUAACCAUCUCUGAUUCUAGCACUAUGAAAGCUUGUGUAACCAUGGCUCCAACAGCUGAUCAUGAGGAUGAUGAUCACCCGUCAGAGAACAGAGAACACUGUCAAGUUGAGCAGAGUAUCUGCUUACUGAAUUCAGAACCUCGUAUUGAAGAUAUAAUAGUGGAAGACACCAUUUCCGUUGCUGUCGCAAGAGCUGCUCUAUCAGAAGAAGCACAUCCUGACGUUAUGAUUGAAAGUAAUGAUGACAUCAUUGGUUCGGAUGAUGGAACUGUGACAUCCGGAAAACAAUUGUUACCCUUGCUUGAUGCGAGUAACGACAAGGCUUUUCUAGCAAAGCCUGUUUCUUUUGUUGUUCUGAAAGCCUGCAAGAAUCUAGAUUGUUCAGUGAAAGAAACAUAUGCUAACCCAAGAAGCAAGCUUGAUAGCACUAUGAUCAGUGCCAAUACCUUGGAUGAGGAAUCGUCAGAUAGGAAUAAUCUCAAUGGAACACGUGGAAACGUCUCUGACGAUGCAUUGGACUCCCAUAUUGUGGAGGUUGGACAGGUUUCGCUACAUAUUACUGGCUCCUCAAACAAAGAUUCUGGUUCUGAUGAUGUAGGCGUUGCACCCGCACCAAAAUUACAAGAUUUGGAAGACGCAACAACUGUUGAAAACCAGAAGAGAGCAGUUGAUAAUUUCAAAUCCAUUGGGGUCAAAAGGAAAGCGAGCCGAGACAGAGCAGGUAACUCCAAAAGAAAGAAGAAAGCAAGCCAACAAUCUAUUUCUACUGUUAAACCCCUGAAUCUACACCCGAUGAAAGAUAUGCGUCUUGCUGAUCCAAAAUGUUUGCGAAUGAAGUUCGUGAGUAAACAUGGGAAUCUCCCAUCCAAAUCAGAACUGUUGAAGAGAUUCAGCGUGUUUGGGAAAAUAGAUGCUUCAAGAACUGAUGUAAACCCAGGGGAAAGCUCUGCGAAAGUAGUAUUUCUGCAAAGCAUAGACGCAGUGACGGCUUAUCAAUUUGCAAGGAGCAAAAAGUUUAAGCUAGGACGGUCUAAGGUAAUGUAUCGGCUCGACGCCUUCGAGAAAGUCAAUGAAGUAAACAAAGUUCCUGUGACUCAGAAGGACAACGAAGUAAACAAAGUUCCUGUGGCUCAGAAGCCUCAAAACUCUGUUCCAUCACCAAGAUCGUGUCGCAAGAAACAUGGUUCAGUAGAAAAAGAAGAGGGAAGAAGCAAGGCGAAGGUGAAAUUUCAACUGGAGACUAACUGAUGAAGACCAUCAUCUCAAUAGUUAUGUGCAUAGCUUAUGUCUCUCUCAUGGAAAUCCCCUUGUAAAGUAGCUAAGGUCUUUUACCUAACGUAGAACUUGCAGGUUUUUUUUGGUAUUGAAGCUUUGUAUAAUCUUGGCUUGUUUCGUAUAAGAGAUGACAUAGUUUGCACAUAAAUUUAUUAAAAAAAACAGCUCUGACGAUGAAAUG